Molecule: messenger RNA, 1032 nt
Organism: Gregarina niphandrodes
Lineage: Eukaryota; Apicomplexa; Conoidasida; Eugregarinorida; Gregarinidae
Product: phosphoadenosine phosphosulfate reductase family protein
Exons: 2
Coding region: 1-1032 (343 amino acids)
Biological process (GO): FAD biosynthetic process
Molecular function (GO): FMN adenylyltransferase activity
Source: RefSeq, a predicted model, not a curated record
AUGGACAUGAAGUGCAAGGCGAGUGGUGGUCGGAUGAGGCAGGCAUCCGUUGGAGGGUCGGUAGGGAUAACGGAGUCUGUUCGUACUGUGAGUAAUGAGCUGGUGCAUCUGCGGCCACGGGACGUACGUGCUGCAGUGAGUUCAUUGUUGGCUGCGCUCAAGUUGUAUGGUCCGGAGGGUGUGACGGUGGCUUUUAAUGGUGGUAAAGAUGCAACUGUUGUACUCGCACUCUACUGUGCGGCAUUAGCACACACUUAUGCCGCACACACUUAUGACCAAAAUGGUCAUAGCCAUGGACAGCGGACCGCGAAUCGCCCGUUGUCCGGACGCCAUAAGCCGCGCGCAGUCUGGUUCCAUGACGCCGAGGAAUUCGAAGUUGUUGAAGCCUUUGUUCGCGAUCAAGCCGACCUCUGGGACCUCGACCUCCUCGUCGCCGAAGGACGUUGGGAUCAGGAGAUCGACCGCCUCGUCCGCAGCCAAAGUGAUGGUGCCGGCCACCCCGCCUUCGUGCUAGGCGUACGAAACACCGAUAUGCAAGGCCGGACUCGGGGAGACCCGCAAGACGGGACGGAGCCACUAGCGCACGGUGCUGACCAGGAUAGUGGUGAACAACAUGGCGGUGAACAGGAUGCUGGUGACCAGGAUGGUGUCGGGAACGUCACGGCCUGGGGGAAAGAAUUGACGGCGACGCGCCCCCCCUCGACAGCGACGAGUGGGUCCGGAUUAGAACAGGCUGCAUUGGACGCCAUGGUGAGCAGGCGGCGCUAUGGUGUGUUCGAGCCGUCCAGUACAGAGGCCCCAUUCAUGCGCGUGCACCCAAUCAUCGAAUGGACUUACGGCAUGGUCUGGGACUGCAUUGCGCUUAUGCAGGUGCCCUACUGCUCCCUCUACGACACCGGCUACACCUCGAUCGGCAAACUGGACAGCACCGCCAAAAACGAACAUCUUAAGGACGAACAAGGCAAUUUCAGACACGCCUCACAACUCUGCCCCACCAAGUGGAGCUCAGAACGCGACGGACGCGAACUGUAA